Messenger RNA from Egretta garzetta (little egret), 2293 nucleotides. RefSeq names its product potassium channel subfamily K member 17-like. Gene Ontology annotation, biological process: potassium ion transmembrane transport; stabilization of membrane potential. Gene Ontology annotation, molecular function: potassium ion leak channel activity. The record is from RefSeq and is a predicted model, not a curated record. Gene Ontology annotation, cellular component: membrane. Lineage: Eukaryota; Metazoa; Chordata; Aves; Pelecaniformes; Ardeidae. Bases 1 to 783 code for a protein of 260 amino acids. The transcript has 4 exons.
AUGGGGUUUGUGGGAUCUCACGUUAUUGUCUUUUUGCAGGGUAUCGUCCAAGCCUACAAGAGUGGCAUAACCCUCCAGGGAAACACCACUAGCCUGGGCAGGUGGGACUUCAGUGGGUCUUUCUUCUUCUCCAUCUCUGCAAUAACAACCAUUGGCUAUGGGAACCUGAGCCCCAGCACUGUGGCUGGUCGAAUCUUCUGCAUCUUAUUUGCACUCUUUGGGAUCCCCUUGAACCUUGUACUCCUGAAUGAAAUUGGGCAGCUGAUGCUGUUGGGGGUUCAGCGUUGUGCCCACCACCUGGAGGAGAUGUUUCACUGGCAGAAAAAAGCUUCCCUCCUGAUUAAGACCUGUGCACUGGUAACUGGAUUGUUAUUGUUCCUCCUGCUACCUCCCUUUUUGUUCUCUGACAAAGAAGGCUGGUCUUAUGAAGAAGGCUUCUACUAUUCCUUCAUUACCCUCAGCACUAUUGGGUUUGGAGAUUAUGUGAUUGGGAUGAACCCAGACCGCACCUAUCCAGACUGGUACAAGAAUGUUAUCUCUCUGUGGAUCCUCUUUGGGAUGGCUUGGCUAGCACUGGUUAUCAAAUUUUGCAUCAACUUUCUCGAGAGCUCCAGUGACUUCUGUCAGUGCGACAACAGUACAGAGAUGACAGAAGAUUUAAUAGAUGGCAACAAAAAUGGUGUGACGGGACUUCACGAUGUGGAGAUCUGCGGUGACAAAGACACAAAAACAAAAGGACCAGAUGGAUCUCCCACCUACACAGAUCCUACAGAAGCACUCUAGGGAAGAAACAUACCCUUGGUCUCUCUUAGGUUUUAGUACACCAGACAUGCACCACUUAGAAAUGUGGGAACGGAGCUGCCCAUAGAAAUGUGGGAAUGGAGCUGCCCUGACAUUUGCGUGGGGUGAAAGCUUGCUUAUUGAGCUUGAAAUGCUUCCAUUCUGAAUUGAGCAAUGACAACAAACUGUUUCAUUUGCAGCACCACCAAGAGUUACUAACGGGACUCUUAGCCAAAAGCAGAUUUACAGAGAUAUCGCCUACCCUCCCACCUCAAUAAAUGAGGUAAACGUUGACAUCCAUAUGCAACUCUAGCUGUUGUCCUUUUCUUUCCAUGCAGAGUUCUUGCAGCCUCUUGAACGUAUGGCAUUUUGCAAAUAUGACAACUAGAAAAGCAAGAUCCAUUUAAUGCAGGAAACAAAUUGCAUGUUGCUAAAAGACAAUGAAAAGCACUAUUUAAAGCCACCUGGAAGUCACUGCAAAUGUCCUCCAUCACCUAUAUGCUUGUGCUUGCCAAAGGUGGUAACAUGCUUUUGCUCUCUGAUUAGUACAUGGAUGGCAGAGCUUGUGGAGGUGCCUAAUAGAAACAGAUCAUUCAAGUUUUUAAAAGAAAUUUCUACAUCGGAUGUCCACUAAUAUUAAAAGGAGACUAGGUAGUUAGGCUAUUCCUUACUCCAGAAUUUAUGUAGGAUCAGCCUUUGUAAAGUAUUAUGUAGACCAAAUGUCAUCAGCUAAAUGUGACAGUUUAUUUAGAUAGAUUUUUAUUUUGCCACAUCUUGAAAGCCAGAAAAGGAGGACUAGGGGCAGUCUUAAAUGCCAGUGAUUCCAAAAUUCUCCCGUGGCCAACGUUAACAAGGUCUACUUUAAUUUAGAAACAGACUUGAAGUAUUUUCAACCGUGAUCAAGAGAUGCUAUUCUGAUUAACUUCUCAUGUCAUAAAUGAAUAGCGUAUCUGUUCUAGCUAACAUCUUUUAUAUGAGCACAACUAUCUGUUGAUCUGUGGAAUGCCAAACCUGCUUAUUUGGCCUUUGUGUCAAUCAUGGAACAGAACUGUUGCUUUUUUUUUUUUUUUAAAUUCCAUUAAAUUAUCAGAAAUCUUUUGAGAAGUGAUGCCAUUUAUAAAGGCUCAACAGAGUCUAACUCCUGCUGCCAUUUAUAUACCCAUAUCUAAUCUUCUCAUUUUCUUAUUCCUGUUGUGCUACUUGCAUCCAAGAGCAUUAACUUUAAGAACUUGACCAUAGCAGUAAAACAGAAUGAAUCAUUUGGGUGAGCCUUCAGCUUCUGCAUCGGACCAAGAUUCCAUGUGGACCGUGGAGAAAAGACUGAAAACACAGCCUGUUGGAGUACGGGACUCAGGAAUUGGAAAUAUCUGUAGCCCAAUUCACAGAAAUGCAGUGAGUGAAAAGUUUACAGUCUUCAGGAGCACAAGUUCUGGAACACGUGCCAUGAAAAAAGCAUUUCCAGAGCAGGUCAGUCUGAGUGUUGAUAUGUGAUGGAACUGAUUACAGGAGAAAA